GCCAUUCCCAAAACGAGCUUUGGCGCCCGGUCUCAUUCGUUCCCAGCAGGCCCUGCGCGCGGCAACAUGGCGGGGUCCAGGUGGAGGUCUUGAGGCUAUCAGAUCGGUAUGGCAUUGGCGUCCGGGCCCGCAAGGCGGGCGCUAGCUGGCUCCGGGCAGCUCGGCCUUGGGGGCUUCGGGGCCCCGAGACGCGGGGCGUAUGAGUGGGGCGUGCGCUCCACGCGGAAGCCGGAGCCUCCUCCCCUGGAUAGGGUGUACGAGAUCCCUGGACUGGAGCCCAUCACCUUUGCGGGGAAGAUGCACUUCGUGCCCUGGCUGGCGCGGCCGAUCUUUCCGCCCUGGGACCGCGGCUACAAAGACCCAAGGUUCUACCGCUCGCCCCCUCUUCACGAGCAUCCGCUGUACAAAGACCAGGCCUGCUAUAUCUUUCACCACCGUUGCCGCCUUCUCGAGGGUGUAAAGCAGGCCCUCUGGCUCACCAAGACCAAGUUAAUAGAAGGCCUUCCUGAGAAAGUGCUUAGCCUUGUUGAUGAUCCAAGGAACCACAUAGAGAACCAAGACGAGCGCGUUCUGAAUGUGAUCUCUCACGCCCGUCUCUGGCAGACCACUGAGGAAAUCCCCAAGAGAGAGACCUACUGCCCGGUCAUCGUGGACAACCUAAUACAGCUGUGUAAAUCUCAGAUUCUCAAGCAUCCUUCUCUGGCCAGGAGGAUCUGUGUCCAAAACUCCACGUUUUCUGCUACCUGGAACCGAGAGUCUCUUCUCCUUCAAGUCCGUGGUUCUGGUGGAGCCCGACUGAGCACUAAGGAUCCUCUGCCCACCAUCGCCUCCAGAGAGGAGGUUGAAGCUACUAAGAAUCAUGUUCUAGAGACCUUCUACCCCAUAUCACCCAUCAUCGAUCUUCAUGAAUGCAAUAUUUAUGAUGUGAAAAAUGACACAGGAUUCCAGGAAGGCUAUCCUUACCCCUAUCCCCAUACCCUGUACUUACUGGACAAAGCCAAUUUACGACCACACCGCCUUCAACCAGAUCAGUUGCGGGCCAAGAUGAUCCUGUUUGCUUUUGGCAGUGCCCUGGCUCAGGCCCGGCUCCUCUAUGGGAAUGAUGCCAAGGUCUUGGAGCAGCCCGUGGUGGUGCAGAGCGUGGGCACGGAUGGACGUGUCUUCCAUUUCCUGGUGUUUCAACUGAAUACCACAGACCUGGACUCUAACGAGGGUGUCAAGAAUUUGGCCUGGGUGGACUCAGACCAGCUCCUCUAUCAGCAUUUUUGGUGUCUCCCAGUGAUCAAAAAGAGAGUGGUUGUGGAACCUGUUGGGCCAGUUGGUUUCAAGCCAGAGACAUUCAGAAAGUUUUUAGCUCUAUAUUUGCAUGGUGCUGUGUGAGCGGAGGACCCCUCUGAAUCCUGAAACCCCUCUUGCCUCUCUUCCACGGAAGAGGGUCUGGGCCCCGUGGAGCCUCAGUACCCGUUUGGCCUGCUGCUCUCGCUGACAAUAAAGAGCCCUUGCGUUGCA
Messenger RNA from Gorilla gorilla gorilla (western lowland gorilla), 1509 nucleotides. It is a transcript of the gene MRPL37, whose product is annotated as mitochondrial ribosomal protein L37. The record is from RefSeq and is a predicted model, not a curated record. Gene Ontology annotation, biological process: translation. The transcript is spliced from 7 exons. NCBI's taxonomy places the organism in Eukaryota, Metazoa, Chordata, Mammalia, Primates, Hominidae. The coding region runs from base 109 to 1380 and encodes 423 amino acids. Gene Ontology annotation, cellular component: mitochondrion; ribosome. Gene Ontology annotation, molecular function: structural constituent of ribosome.